This is a messenger RNA of Bipolaris maydis ATCC 48331, 324 nucleotides long. NCBI's taxonomy places the organism in Eukaryota, Fungi, Ascomycota, Dothideomycetes, Pleosporales, Pleosporaceae. The record is from RefSeq and is a predicted model, not a curated record.
AUGCAGCUAAUGCCGGGGGGCCACGUUGGCUGUCACCGUCGCUGUCGCUCGACACCUCAAACUGCUGUAGCCGAUGACAUGCCGCCACCAAUCCACACGCCGCAAACCCCCCAUCUCCCGACCCUCCUUGGCGCGGGCCCGCCUUCGAGAAGCUGCCUGCUGCAAUGCCACACCGCACGCAUCUGCUCACUGUGUAGAUCCAGCCUCCACUCUCCAGUCUUGAGUCUGACAACACAGCAGACACAUGCCGCUAGCCAGGCCGAAGACGCCUCUGCUCAUCGCCGCUCGCUCACGCCCACGGCAUCGGCAUCGCCCUCGCCCUCG